AUGGAAAAAGGAUUCCAUCCAAGCAAAAAGUGCUUCUACGGGUGGUGCCUUGAUUGUCGCUCUCGUUACAAGUUAGGAAAGCAUAUUGUCAAGGCAACACAAGAUGUUCAGAAUCACAAGGCGCAGACAAAUAGCUUUGGUGAAAUUGCUGUCCCUCCCCUGCGAGAAACAGCGCCAACAAUGGGCACCCCUCGAUCGGGUAUGGCUAUUGGAAGCGAAGACUGGAAUAUCUGGCAUUUGGGUCCUCUGGCUAAUGAUUGUCAUUAUAUUGCGAAUGACUGUCUUGCACAGUGUGGAGUUGUUAAGGUGGGCCCAUGGGGUGAAUUAAAACCACAAAAUUUACGGGAUAUCGAGGGCAUCCCCACACGACUUACCAAAAUCAUAAUUCGUUAUAGCGGAUGUAUCGAGUCGAUUAACUUCCAGUACGUGGCCGAUGGGGUGGCCAAAUGGUCUUCCACCUGGGGCAGUGAAUCCGGAUCCAUGGCUGAGAUCGAUCUUGGAAUCAAUCAUUACCUUACAGCUAUAUCCGGCUAUUACGGCAAUUAUUAUGGCUACAUCGUCAUAAGGUCACUUACAUUUAUGAACCAUGGGCCAUACGGUCCAGAGGAAGGAACUGCUUUCUCCCUUCCUGUGAAAGCUGGGAAAGUUGUUGCCUUCUUUGGACGUGCAGGUCAAUGGCUUGAUGCUCUUGGGUUCUACUUGAAGCCCACUUCGGUCUAGUUUUUCAAGAUUAGCUGUGGAUGUCUACUUAUAUAUGAUCACAUUGUAAUGACUAAUGGAGGUGCUAUCUUCAGGCUCUAUUGUUGUCUUGUUGAUC
Elaeis guineensis (African oil palm) is the source of this 817-nucleotide messenger RNA. The record is from RefSeq and is a predicted model, not a curated record. Lineage: Eukaryota; Viridiplantae; Streptophyta; Magnoliopsida; Arecales; Arecaceae.